Messenger RNA from Owenia fusiformis, 3586 nucleotides. The record is from the annotation of a GenBank genome assembly. Lineage: Eukaryota; Metazoa; Annelida; Polychaeta; Sabellida; Oweniidae.
UGACAUGCUAACUCACUCUUUUUCUGUCAAUAAUAGAGAAUAACUACUGGGUUGUUAAACAACUACUUAUAUAUGGAUGAUUCCAAGAAUUAAAUAAUAUUAACAAAGAAUGUUAAAUUCGUGGAAUGCUGACUCGGAUAAACGCAAACGAUGUUGGAUAUUAAUAUACAUGUUGUAUGUAAGCAGUGCCAAGAGCCUGGGAGAUGUAAAUGUGCAAGUUAAGGGGACAGCCUCAAAGGGAAAUCCAAUUGUGGAAAAUGCAGAUGGUACUGCUGAACUGGACCUAUUCGAUUCACAGCACGAAGAUGAAAAUGAGAGUACCGACAGUGACGAUGACAUGGGGGAAAUUGAGUAUGUGAUAGCUGGACUUAACCUGAAAAGAAAAACAAAGUUAUCGAGAAAUGAAUGGAAGAAGCUAAAGAAGAUAAUACAAUCACAUUUAUAUAACCAAACUUUAAAUGAGAGAGUGAUUGUAUGGAGGAACAUGGCAAAGAUGAAACGACGACUUGCUAAGAAACUGGGAAUAAAAAAGGUCACAUUUGAUAUUGAGAAGGAGGGACUAUUUCAAGGAGACAUCAUACUGAAUGCCAACCAGGCAAAAGAGAUGUUAAUGGACCAGACGAUACUAGAUGGAUUAGAGAAUAAAGGUGCGCAUAAAAAGGAGGCACAUCGAAAUAAAAGAAGUUCAACUGGCAACAGUGACACGAGGCACAUUCGAGUAAAAAGAAAAUUAAAUGUUUAUGCUGACACAUUUGGGAGAAAUAUCAAUUACAUGAUAAGCCCGGAUAUUGGUUUGGAAAGGAGUACAAAGAUCGAACCAGUCGGGAGUACUAAGCUGUUGAGAGGAAAUUAUGGGAAACUUUUAAUAUCUGCAAGCAACAAACGAUGGAUAGAGGAUGGCAUCGCAUAUUGGGAGCAAAAUACAUGUUUACGAUUCAACAAAGUGACGAACUUUAAACUUCCUCUAAUGCUUUUCGUCUCUAACGGAGGGUGCAACUCACCCGUUGGGCUUAAACCAGAACAAUAUAACCAGAUCAGUAUUUCACCAGGAUGUGGUAAAUUGGGACAGGUCGCCCAUGAAAUCGGUCAUUCUCUCGGGCUGUGGCAUGAGCAUGCAAGAACUGACAGAGGAAGCUACAUAUCAAUUCAAAGGGCAAAUAUAAAGAAAGGACCAACAACACUAACAAACUUUGACAUUGUUUUGCAAGAUAGAAUGUCAGCAUUAGGAGCAGCUUAUGACUUUGGUUCGGCGAUGCACUACGGACGUCAGGCAUUCUCAAAUUAUGGAGAGGACACAAUUCUAACCAAAGAUUCCGAUUAUGAGAGGUCAUUAGGACAAAGGGUGGAGCUUUCCUUUCUUGAUAUGAAGAUUAUCAAUACAUUUUACUGUUCAGAUUCCUGUAAAGAGUCCCAACAAUAUCAGACACUCGAUUGGGUUGCCUGUAAAAACAACGGCUAUAGAGAUCCGAACAGAUGCGACUCGUGCAAAUGCCUUGAUGGUUGGAGUGGGCAGUUUUGUGACCAAGUGGCCCCAUCUGUAGGAGGACAAUGUGGAGGUUUAAGGGAAGCAAUGACCACAAUCAAAGAUGACAUUAUGACUCCAGGACAUCCACGAUAUUACAAAAUUAAUACGAAAUGCACAUGGCUUAUUACAACACCAGAUGGAUAUGAAGUAGUUGCAAGCUUUGUGACAUUCAACCUAGGGUGCAGUUAUUCAAAUAUGUUCAUGGUUGAAAUGCAAUGCAAGAAUGAAUGGGUUGAAGUCCGACACCAUAGAGUUGAUGAAAUGGGACCCAGGUUUUGCUGUGCUGAAUUACCAACAAAAACUUUUGUGUCAACGUAUAAUGAACUGAUGGUGCUGUUCAGAACUUUUCCACAGGCUUCUACCACAUUUAGAGGAAUGCAAAUGCAGUAUUAUUCAAGAAGAAAGGUUCUUAGGGAACCAUGUAAAAAACUGUUAGUAUCUGGCAUAGAGGACCCAGAAUUUUCCUACAUGGAAGGAAUCUACCACAUGGAUAUUCUUCUUCACAAAGGUAGACCUACAUAUAGACAUGACUAUGAAUUCCGGUACAUCUUUUUUGAUGAAUAUAAUGAUGGGAAGCAGUGCUGGUACAUUGGCAACACCAUUGGAAACACUGAUAUGGAUAAGGUUUUCUUACUACUCAAAAGUCAGGUGGACUUUCCGGAAGACUCUACACUCUUUAAUAAGAGAUACAAAAACAAAUGGGCAAAAACAUCAAUGGUCGUUCAAUGUUUGAAUGCUAAACCUCCACGGGGAAUCAGACUAAGUGAUAUGUCAUUAAAUGGCUCACCGAAAAUCGAAGGAUAUUACAAGUUAACUUCAAAGACACAAUACGACCGACCAAUUUACAAACAUAGUUCAAACGAUUUAUAUAUAUAUCAUAAAAAGAUAAGAGAACACACAUGGAUGGUGGGAAAAGAUAUAAACAGUGUGUUGACUGGCGUCGUGGCCAAGGCAACUGCAGAUAGCUCCAGUGAUCCUUCACAAAUGCACGUGGCAUGGUCAGUAAGAGUAGGAAGCAUGUUUAAAGCGGAUGUAAAGCUCCAUGCCACUGCCAUCUACGGGGAAUCUCAUUGUUCAUCAAUAAAGGUGACUAGCUCAAAUGUGGCUGUAGAAGACACGUAUUCGUUGUUGCCGAUGUCCUUUGCUGACAGACCCGUCUACUUUGGACAAAGGGACCACUCUCCCAAGUACAUAGCUUCCAAGGCACUUCACAAAUCACAUAGACUUUGGCUCAUCGGGGAUGCAAUCGGAGAUAUACGAUUGGGAGUAGUCGGAAUGGACAGUUUUAUAAUGGAUCCGAGUAAGACAUCUGGGGAUUGGAAAAACAUUAACAGGAGAACUCUCACAUUGGAUGACAGUGUAUUUGUCAAAAUGGAAUGUUUAGAUGAAAUUGAAAAUGAAUCGGUGAAUGAGUGUACGUCAUCGAAGCAUGACUGUCAUGCAAAUGCUGUGUGUACUGAUACCCCUAGCUCUUACACAUGUACAUGUAAACCAGGGUUCACAGGCGAUGGGACAUCUUGCAUGGAUGUGAAUGAAUGCAUGGAAAAUACCGAUAAUUGUCACGUCCAUGCUACAUGCACCAAUACACAAGGUACCUUUACAUGUAAGUGUAAAGACGGUUACAAAGGAACAGGAGUCCAAUGUGUUGUAAAUCGUGUGAACGAGUGCCUAAUGAGGACACAUAACUGUGAUCAGCACGCCACGUGUAUAGAUACCUCCAUAUCAUAUAUGUGUCGAUGUAAACCUGGAUAUACAGGAAAUGGAAAAACAUGUACAGAUGUGAAUGAGUGUGCAAUAAGAAGAGAUAAUUGUCAUACGAAUGCUGACUGUAUAAAUACCAUUGGUUCAUACAUGUGCGACUGUAAAUCAGGCUUCCAAGGAACAGGGAGAUUCUGCUCGGAUAUUAACGAGUGUUCAACAAGAAAAGAUAACUGCCAUAGAAAUGCCCUUUGUACAAACACACAAGGAUCGCAUAUCUGCAAAUGCAAAUCUGGCUACCAAGGGUCAGGCUGGAUGUGUACAGACAUAAAUGAAUGUUCAACACGGAGAGAUAACUGCCAC